GGUAAUUUCCUGUGCUUUGCUGCUCAGCGUUUGAGGUCAAGCGAUUUCCUUUUUGGUAUGUCUCACUUGAUGUUCCUCAAACUGAAGUGACAAAUUCGCACAGUUCCCAGCUAAGACAUCUUCGAUCAUGUCAUGCAUGUUUAACAGCCAUUUUACAUGAUGGGUGAGUAUCAGCUGUGAACGAGUAUGGAGAGACGACCGCGUGACGAGACGGUAGAGGGCUCUCGAUCACAGCAGUCGGCGUUAACAGCGACCCUGAAGAACUUCACCAUUCCCAGGAAGAAACGCACCUCUGGAGAAGUCCUUCUGGAACGUUGUUCAGAGGAGAGCCGCGAUUACAGUCUCAUUCAGACCAAACUGAGAGACUCCAACCUGGACUCGAGGAAGGACCGAGCAAACGCAUGGAUCUGGAGAGAUGUUUGUUUAGUGCACAAUGAAGAGCUCUUUAAAAAGUUCUCUGAAAAAAGGGCAGAGAUGCGUGCCAGAGGAAGACACGGGAGAGAAAUGGAGGAAAGUUUCUGUUUUUUAGCGGCAUCGGAUCAAAUGGCGGCCCAGAUUUAUCAGCAUGGCCUGCGGGUUGGCAACACAGUCCAGCAUGCCUUGGGAAAGCCAUCACAUGGUGUUUAUCUGUUUAAGCAUGUCGACGUGGCAUUAAAGUCAACUACCAGCACAUUAAGUGCAAAAAAAUUGUUAAUUUUCAAGGUUCUUUAUGGAAAGGUGAAAAAAAUUGCUCCAAGCUUGGACUGGAACAAAACGCAGGAUCCCACAGUGAGCUUUGACUGUCACAUGUGUAAAGAUGCAGCGUCCCAUCGAGACACUCUUCACCAGCAAGUACUCGGCUCCGCUGUCUUUCUAUUUGACUAUAAUGAAAAGCAGGAGCUCAGUGAAAGACCCAGGCAGUGUUUGCCGUAUGCCGUAGUUUCAUUUGUUCCUGCCAGCAGUGCCAUUCUGACUGUUCCUGCAAACCUACAACUCUCUCCUUCAACGCUACCUGUCGGCCAAGUGCAUGAUCGUUUCAAAGCCUGUACUGUGGCUGAGAGAAGACGAAAAGGAAACACAGCCACCAUUACAUUCAAACAUUUUGGCACGCCGGGCUGCUUUGAGACGGAUUAUACACCUCAAAAUCCAGCUCCAUUUCAAAAGACGGAUAUGCAAAACACUCAGUCACUCAAGCCGAAGCAGUGCCAGACUCCUGCCAGCGAGGACAGCAGUUCAGUGCCAGUUACGGGUCACACUGCUCUCUCCCAAAGCUUGCUGGGAAAGAAAGCAUUCACAUGUGGAAGACGUGACAGUAAAUGGGACAAAAUACCUCAAAGUCCACUGGACAAAAUUUCCACCAUAGUGUAUUCUUCACGCUUGGUCAGGGAUCCGCGUCUGUCUAGACAAGAAGCAAAACGGCAGACCGACUGCUCAGAGGCCGAGGCACCGUGGGAUAAUACAAACGGCCAACGAGCCUGUCAAACCCAAGAGGACAAUUAUGGAUUUGCUGGAAAUAAGUGUGAUUCAAAAGAGCCAUCAAACAUUGACCAGAUGGAAGUUCAAAGAGAAAAUGGCUGUUCCUUAAAAUCCACAAUGAAUGAUCAAUGUGUGCCCAUCCCAGCAUUGCCCUCAAUGAAGUUAUUCAAAAUGAAAUUCCAGAAAUAUGCUGCAUACUUUAGACUGAAUGAGGAAGAGAGACAUCAAAAAAUCUGGUCACAAGAAAACAUGUCACCAGAACAAAAGCAAGAACUAGCUGAUCGUAUACAUUUCUAUGAGGUUUAUUACGAGAAGUAUAAAAAGGGCAUACUCUUUCAAAAAAUCAUUGAGACAAAGGAGACCUCCAGUCUGUCUCAAAGUGAGCCCAAAGAAGAUCAAGUUUUACAGACAAAACACACAGACGAACAGAAUCAGUCCGAACAAGCACAACCACGCGAUGCUGCAAGUUUGUCAGAUUACAAUGAUUUUGUUAACGGGGAUAAAUGGAGCACAACACACAUUUAUGAGACCAAACAUCCAGAUCAUCCAGAACCCAGCAUAGAAAUAAAGGGACAGGAUCACACGCUGCCAGAGACUCAUCAGGAGGAUCCCAAUGGAUGUCUGAUUCAGUCUCCAGACAAACUUUCAGAGCAACCCUUGGUGCUGGGGUCACUGAGUCUCAAUGAAAAAGCUGAUAGACCAAGUGUUCAGUUUGACCUUAAGCACCCGAGUCCCUCUAAUGAAGCUACGCUUAAUCACAGCAAUGAGUGUGAGUGUGAGCUUUCCAGAAGUGCAGGAGAGGACGAGCAGGACAAUGGAUCUGCUCCCGGGGUUAAUUUGAAUGAAAGGCCCGGCACUAAAUCAUCCCUUGUGUAUACAAACAACAUCAUGGAUAUUGCAAGCUGUGUCGAGGUCUCUAGCUGCGAGGCAUCAGACAACUGUAAUCUCAAAAGUUGCAGCAGUGUUCAAGAGAUGGAUUCUGUUAGACCGGAAAAAUGCUGCAAACUCUCUGAAACAUCUCCAGAGCUCGAGAUGGAAACAGUACAGCUGGAAACUCUGUACAAAAGACUUCAACUUGAUCAGCUAUUGCCAAGCAAAAAUCAAAAGCAUGUUUUCUGCUCAAGGGCUUACCUUACACCCAGAGUUAUGGGCAGACCCGCAGACACCAUUUCCAUGGCAAAAAAUUUAAGCAAACAUCACAGCAAAGCUGAAACAAACCUAGACACAAGAUGCUCGAUAAAUCUCCAUCUCUUAGUUAAUCUAAAGGCCAACGAAACGUCUGCUUAUAAAAGAGAAAUGCUUUCUCUCUCUGAACGAUUUUCAAAAAUCAAAGGCCUUCAAAAGAAGUUGAGUGCAAGAAACAGCAAAGUGACCCAAAUCUCACUCUCUAAAGAGAAGCAAAUAUCUCAAGAAGACACAUUUUUGGAAAGCAAAGAAGAAUCUUUGCAGAAGAAUUGUGUCAGCUAA
Messenger RNA from Rhinichthys klamathensis goyatoka, 2922 nucleotides. RefSeq lists its product as uncharacterized. The transcript is spliced from 8 exons. Lineage: Eukaryota; Metazoa; Chordata; Actinopteri; Cypriniformes; Leuciscidae. The record is from RefSeq and is a predicted model, not a curated record. Gene Ontology annotation, cellular component: nucleus. Gene Ontology annotation, biological process: male meiotic nuclear division; synaptonemal complex assembly; regulation of double-strand break repair via homologous recombination. Bases 187 to 2922 code for a protein of 911 amino acids.